Molecule: messenger RNA, 1310 nt
Organism: Panonychus citri (citrus red mite)
Lineage: Eukaryota; Metazoa; Arthropoda; Arachnida; Trombidiformes; Tetranychidae
Product: vesicle-associated membrane protein-associated protein A-like
Exons: 1
Coding region: 145-1008 (287 amino acids)
Biological process (GO): endoplasmic reticulum membrane organization
Cellular component (GO): endoplasmic reticulum membrane; plasma membrane
Molecular function (GO): FFAT motif binding
Source: RefSeq, a predicted model, not a curated record
CUUAUUUAUUAGUAAUAACUAGUUGGUCGCCAUCUUUAUUUUAUCUGUGUUUUGUUUUUCCUUUAAUUUUCUGUUGUUUUGUUUCUUCCAAAUUGUCGAUAUAUUUGUCUCUACAUACCCUCCACCACCUAUUGUACCUAUGUGAUGGCUGAAAGUGGAAAUAAAUCACAUAAAACGGAACAAGUAUUGAUAAUCGAUCCUAAAAAUGUUAUCCAUUUUGAAGGUCCCUAUACAUCAGUUGUUACCAGUUAUUUAACCCUUACCAAUCCUUCUGAUAGACGAGUUUGUUUCAAGGUUAAAACUACGGCUCCUCGUAGAUAUUGUGUACGUCCCAAUAAUGGAAUGGUUGAACCAAAAUCUACAACAAAAAUUGCUGUUAUGUUACAACCCUUUGAUUUUGAAAAUCAACCUGACAGAAGUAAACAUAAAUUUAUGAUUCAGACAAUGUUUGAACCUGAACCAGAUAUGGAUCCUGAGAAUAUGUGGAAAAUGUAUCCCGAUCAAAUAAUGGAUUCAAAAUUGAAAUGCGUAUUUGAUAAUACAUCUGAAUCAGCACCUGCAAUUGAAGGUGGUGGUGGUAGUGGAAGUGGUAAAGAUGGUGGUAAUGUUUACAGUAAUGCUGAAAAUGCUCCGGAACUAUUUUCAUCCCAAGUUUCCGAAUCAGUUAAACAUACAACAACCACUACUACUACUAAUACUAACACUGAUACUAAUGAUGAAUCUACAGUUAAACCAACGGAAGAUUCAAGGUCUAAAGAGGAAUUAUAUCGUUUGAUGGAAGAAAAUAAUAGCCUGAGACAAGAGUUGAUGCAAUUAAAGGAGGAUGGCCUAAGGAAAAGAUUCACCGAUCCAAGUCCAGCAUCCGGAGAUUUACCUGGUUUUAAAGGUCCAUCUUCAAUUGAUGUUGGUUCUAUUGAUCAAAUGAAUUUAUUAGCUCAACCUCCAGUCAUUGGUAUAAUUUUGGUAGCACUAUUUUUGGGUCUCUUUUUGGGAAAAAUUCUCUUUUAAACAAAAAGCAAAAUCAAAUCAAAAGGUCCAAGAAAAUUAUUAAUUAAUUGAAAUGGAGUCUCAAAAAUGGAGUUAAAAACAAUUGGUCUGAUACCUGGUUAAUCCUUAAAUCCUCCUUUCAACGGUUCACCUUCCUUCCCAUUGAAGCAAAACCUAAACAACAAAAAAAAAUUACAAGAAGUAGAUUAAUAAUGUUAAUCUAUUAAAUUCCUAUUAAUGAAUUUGAUCAUUAAGAAAUUUCACUUCAGUGUCGAUCUCUCUAAAUAUCAAAGAUAUAAAUAAAAAAAUCACAUUAAUAAUUA